Messenger RNA from Mugil cephalus (flathead mullet), 3002 nucleotides. RefSeq names its product fibrinogen-like 2a (gene fgl2a). Lineage: Eukaryota; Metazoa; Chordata; Actinopteri; Mugiliformes; Mugilidae. The transcript has 5 exons. Bases 254 to 1747 code for a protein of 497 amino acids. The record is from RefSeq and is a predicted model, not a curated record.
GCUUUCCGAGGCAGCAGCAGUUCCCCUGCACCCUCUCUCUCUCCUGCAGGCUGCACUCUCACUCACACACACACACACACUCUUAAAACCAAUAAGAUACUGGACGCGCACUCACAUGCUCUUACACUUGCAGACAACCUGCAGGCACACACAGUACUAAACGUAUUCACACUUCAAGUUCACAGCCGAGGCAGUUGCAGACAACUCUUGCUUCGGGUUCACUUAUUUCACCUUUACAAAACCUCACUGAAAAAUGAGGACGAUUGUGUUUUGUGCCAGUCUCCUGCUUGCAGCCACCUUGGUGCCGCGAACCAGCCUUGCAGCAGAGCUCCCUGUUAACUCUCACCAGAGAUGGGACAGUAGAGGACCCUACAAUUUUGGAUCUGAAUCUGGAGCCCCCACCUCCUGCUCCGUGAAACUUAGACCCUCGGGGCAGUGCGGGAGCUCCGGGGCUGGGGCAGAGGAGGACUGCCCCUACCAGAUUACCCUGCCGCCCCUCACCAUCCAGCUGCCCAAGCAGUUCAGGAUGCUGGAGAAGACGAUGAAGGAGCUGCAGAGCCUGAAGGAGGUGGUGAACAAGCUGAGAAGCGGGUGCCAGGAGUGCCUUGGGGCGCGGGGCAACGGCGCUUCAGGACAUCGGCAAGCAGAUCAGGGAGAAACUCAGAUUCAAAGAGAUGCUGGGGACGAAGUGAGACAGGACCUGACAGCUCAGGAGGUACAAGCUGGGUUCAUCCAGGAGGAGAGGGGAGAUGGGAUGGUCACUGGAGCUACACAUCGACAAGGUUCCAUUUUUGGGAGAAUUACACCGAGCCCGAGCAAUAUGCAGGAGAUGCAGGUGAAGCUGAAUAGGAUGUCAGCCAGUCUGCGGAACGCCAGGAGCCAGAUCUCGGCUCUGCAGGGUCGUCUGGAGGGGCUCAACCUGCUCAACAUGGACAAUGUUCAGGACAUGGUGGAUAGACGGGUGGAGAACAUCACUGGAGCGGUCGACAAGCUCAGCUCCAGCUGCACCACCCAAUGCCAAGCACAGAACUCCCCUCAAUUCAUCUUAGCCCCUCGAGACUGCUCAGAGUACAAUGUGCUGGAGGUGAAGAAGAACGGUGUGUAUCGUGUGACCCCUGAUUCCCGCAAUGGGACUUUUGAGGUUUUCUGUGAAAUGGAGUCCUUUGGAGGUGGCUGGACCGUGAUACAGCAGCGAGUGAAUGGCUCUGUCAGCUUCAAUCGCACCUGGGCAGAGUACAAGAAGGGCUUCGGAAACCUCAGAGGCGAGUUCUGGCUGGGCAACGACCAUAUCCAUUUGCUGACAAAAGCUAAGGACAUGAUUCUGCGUAUCGAGCUGGAGGACUUUGAGGGUGUCCGUGAAUAUGCAAAGUACGACCAGUUCUACGUGUCCAAUGAGUAUCUGCGCUACCGGUUGUCUAUCAGUGGAUACAGUGGGACUGCUGGGAAUGCCAUCAGCUUCAACAAGCACUUCAACCACGAUCAGAAGUUCUUCUCCACACCCGACCGCGACAACGACCUGUACCCGUCCGGAAACUGCGCCGCCUACUACAGCUCCGGCUGGUGGUUCGACGCCUGCAUGUCCGCCAACCUCAACGGGAAGUACUACCACAAGAGGUACAAGGGAGUCCGGAACGGGAUCUUCUGGGGAACGUGGCACAACAUGUCGACGGAGUACUACCCCACCAACUACAGGCAGGCCUUCAAAACCGUCAAGAUGAUGAUACGACCCAAGAACUAUGCUCCUUAAGAGGACAGGUAAAUAUCCAGGAGGAUAGUCAGGCGACCGCGACACAGAAAAUGGAAGAAAAAUUACGUGAAUACACAUAGUCAUGCACACAUUAACGUACGUGUACACAACAAGACCAUAGACAGUUUGAAUGCAACGAAAAUAAAAUCUGUUGUGUGCUAUUUCUUUUUCUCCUCCGUAGUGAGUGUGGUCUUCAGAAUGGUGGAUCGCUAUGACGAUAAUAAAGGACAAUGGGUUAUGAACAAAGAUGGACUAAUAAAAAAAAACACACACACACACACAACAUAAAGGCUAGGCUCCUUGCUCCUACAGGAGCCAUAACAUUAUAUGGAGGGUUACAAUGAGAGAUUUUUCUGACAUUCUAUGCUUCCUGUCCUGCUGCCUCCCGCUAUAAUCCCAGCUGACACACAGAACAGCACAUACUAGCAGUAAAAACUAAUGAGCUAUCACUUUCUCUGCUGCAAAUGAUUUCAUAAUUAACAGCGGCCACUGGAGUGAGAGCUGAUGAUACAGUUCUGAAAUUCAGCGCGAGAGACUUCAUGCCGUGCUCCAACUGCAGGCGGUUAUAUAUCAUUCUUUAGGAAGCUGCGCACAAGUAAAAGCUUCUGUGCCAUUUGUUUAAUUGCACUCGGACAAUUUCCUAAUAUAUCAUUAUCCCUUACGAUAUAAAACAUGCCAGUAUAAAUAUGCAGCCUCAGAUAAAUUUUCCCCGAGUGCAUUCUGCAUUAUUGAUGCUUUAGCAAAUUCCCUCUGACAGCAGCCACGGAGCUAGACGCUGCUGUAAGAGGAAAACUGCUCUAAUUGAUUUCCCCAAAUUAUCUCUCCGUGCACUGAACUACUGCACACGCCAUACACCAGUUUUCAUCUGUAAAAUUCUCCAGCACUUGUACAAUACUGCUAUCUAAUGUUAGAAAAGUGUAUUGCACCAUUUAAUCCAUUUUAUAUACACUGUGAACAGGAAGGUUCCGAGAGGAUAUGUUUUCAGCUUAAGGACGUGUACAGUAUUUAUUUUACUUUGUGAGGUGUGAUAGCUUUUAUAUAAUACGUAGGUCAUGCAGUACAAAGUCGAGUGAUUGUUGAUAUUUGAGCAAUGAUAAAGAAUGUGCUUAAUUGUGACCACUCAUAGCAAAUACCCAUGUGUUUGGAGUUCUGUAUGUGUACCAUGUUGAUCUUUUCUAUCAUUCAUAUUCAACUGUCUGCCAAAAAAAAAAUAUGCACUUUUUAUAUUAAAAUAACAAAUAAAGUUCAAACUACA